This is a messenger RNA of Caenorhabditis sp. 36 PRJEB53466, 2502 nucleotides long. Lineage: Eukaryota; Metazoa; Nematoda; Chromadorea; Rhabditida; Rhabditidae. The record is from the annotation of a GenBank genome assembly.
AUGCGGACUUAUAUCGUGUGCCUGACUCAGCAGCAGGAGCCAAUUUUGCACCGGUCGCAGUUUCAGAACGAUGGCUUGAUGGUAUUAAAUACCGGGUCGGCGACUGUGUGCAGUACCGAGGAGAAGCCUGCAGGCAGUACUUGUCCAACAAGUUUGUCAUGAUGACCAACGAGAGUCGCGAGGAGAUGUACGACAUCGACCGAAACCUCCGUGCCGCCAUGCUCUUCAUCAACGGCGCGCCGACGAUAUCACAAAAGUGCCGGCAGCUCUCGCAAGCGGUCGCCUGUCAUCACAUGUACAAAGUGUGCGAGUCGGAUACUAAUAAUCAAAUUGUUGCAAUCUGCCGCCACGACUGCGAUGUCAUUCAGGUUUGAUCUAUUCAGUCAAUCCGAUCUACUCCAACAAGCGCCCGUUUCAGAAUGACGAGUGUCCGUCGGAACUGGCCCUUGCUGCACAGCACGAGCUCGUGGGAGACACGCCGAAAGCGCUGUUCCCACUGUGCUCCCGUCUCUCCUCCACCUCGAAUUGCAUUCCAGUCAUGAACACUGCAAUCCAACCUGUAAGUCUGCGAGACUUUUCUGCGGAUCUAUGCAUCCUUUUAGUUUCAGAAUCCAGCGGCGGAAAUCAACCGAGGUCAUCUCACCCACUGGUGCUACGUGAACAGUGGCACUCAAUACGAAGGCACAGUAGCGCAGACGGCUUCCGGAAAGCCAUGUGCUCCUUGGAUCGAUUCCACCUCACGAGACUUCAAUGUGCAUCGCUUUCCCGACUUGAUGGGCGCGAAGAACUACUGCCGCAAUCCGGGAGGCAAGAAAACCAAGCCGUGGUGCUAUGCGAAGCCGAUGGGACAGGAGGAAUACUGUGAUGUUCCACAGUGUCCGAGUGACAUGUAUCCGCAUUUGAACGACAAGAAAUUGGCGGAAGGAGGCGGAAAAGGAGGAAUGAACGGAGUUUCCGAAUCGGUUACCGCUCUCUGGGACUCCCUCGACCCCACAAUGCAAGUGGCUCUCGUCGGAGGAGGCGUCUUCUUCUCUCUUCUGCUGCUGCUCCUCUUCUGCUGUGCCUGCUGCUGUCGCGCCAAGAAGAAGUCGCAGAAGUCACGUCAUCAGAACUCUUCGCAUGCUCCUCUCCACUGCUCCAGCGCUCCGUCCAUCAUCAACAGCGCCGCCAAUUCUGCCUACUACCGGAAACUGAAUGGAACUUCGACUCCAAUAAUUGGAAGAGGAGGGCCUCCUCACGUCGAAAUGGCUUCCCUUCUGCCCUCUGCUCAACACCUCGGACCACCUCCGUACCCAAUCGAACACCCACAGCAAGCCCGCCGUUUCCCUUCCCAAGAGCCGAUCGAUGACAAUUCGUACAAAGUUUUCGAGAUCACUCCGUCCCAGUUGAGCAUCCGCGAGCAGAUUGGAGACGGUCAGUUCGGAAUCGUCCACUCUGGAUUCUACACAUCGGGUCUGUUCGGUCCGGAUCCGAUGGCCGUGGCUGUGAAAAAGUGCCGACCGGAAGCGACGAAUGCAGACCGAGCUAUGCUUGAGCAGGAGAUCCGUGCAGUCGCCACUUUCGAUCACCCGAAUGUCGUCAAACUGAUUGGAGUGUGCUACAUGGAAAACAACCUUUUGGCCGUCUUCGAGUACAUGGUCCACGGAGAUCUGCACGAGUUGCUCAAAGUUCGGAUGCCGCCAGCCGAUCACGACACAAACGGAAUCAACGAGGCGAAUGCGGAGUUUCUGUACAUUGCCACGCAGAUUGCUCUCGGCAUGGAAUAUCUGACCUCAAUGUCAUUUGUUCAUCGGGAUCUGGCCACUCGUAACUGUCUCGUUGGUGACACAAGAACUAUCAAGAUAGCUGAUUUCGGACUGAUGCGGACUUCGUACGGAAAUGAUUACUACAAGGUGAGUGGUGAAGUGACACGUGUAUCAGUUCAACCAUUAUCAUUCCAGAUGCAUCACCGAUCGUGGAUGCCCGUCAGAUGGAUGUCAAAGGAAGCAAUCGAACAUGGAAGGUUCAGCGAGGCAUCUGAUGUUUGGUCGUUCGGAGUCACGCUCUGGGAGAUCUGGUCGUUCGGAAAGCAGCCGUACGAGGGAGCCAGCAACCAGCAGGUCAUCGAACUCAUCGCCAACCGUCACCUGCUCGACUGUCCGCACAACUGCCCAACGAACAUCUACAGUCUGAUGGUGGAGUGCUGGCACGAGAACAUUGACCGUCGGCCGACUUUCUCGGAAAUCCGCAGUCGCCUGCAAUCGUGGUCCCUCGCCAGUCCCGCCCACUCGAUCCUCCAGCAGCACAACAACAGAGCAGGAUCGCAUAGUGGUGAAAAAUUUCUUCUUGUGGUUCAAAUUUUAAACCGCCUUCUCAAUUGCAGGUUCUUCUGGCGCUGGCCGUCCCCCGCAUCAACGUGGUUACCCAAGCCAAAAACUUCAUCGACGUGGCGAAGGAGCAUCGCCUUUGAUGAAGCGUCACGAUCCGAACUACGCAUAUUCUGAGGACGGAGACUCCGAUUAG